AUGGCUAGGAAAAAUUUUAAAAUAAUUUUGCGAUACUGCUGUAUAGUUCUAACUUUGUACACAUUAAUUUAUUUUAUAUACCCUACUGAAACGCCGGUUAUGCUUUUAAAGCAUAUUAUUAAAGGCGUUAAUAAACGCGUUAAGGAUUCUCGAAAUGAAACGAUAAAGACAUCUACAGUUAUGACAGCAAAACCGUUAAGAGUUAUAAGGAUACUCUAUUGGACUGGUUUGUUUUUUAAUAGUUGGCCAGAACCUCUUGGUUAUCAUUCUUGCGGAUUAUCGUCGGUGCAGUGCCAUUUUACUAGUGAUAGAAAUUAUUAUUCUAGUGCUGAUGCUGUAUUAUUCCAUGGAAACGAUAUAAACAUUUUACAAGAUACGGAUAGCUUACCCAAUAAUACUGUAAAGCCUCCGUUUCAGCGAUGGAUUUAUUAUACUUUGGAGAGUCCUCUGAGUUUGAAACUAGAUCAAAAACCGUUACUAAAAGAAUUUUUCAAUAAUACAUUCGAUUGGAUCAUGAAUUACAUGAAAGAAGUAGAUCUUCCUUCGCCUUAUGGCUAUGUUACUCGUGGCCGGUAUCACAAUGGAUUUUCACCCAACAUUAGAUAUGCUGCAAAUAGACCCAGAAUGAUUGCCAUUAUAGCCA
Trichoplax adhaerens is the source of this 643-nucleotide messenger RNA. RefSeq lists its product as uncharacterized. Gene Ontology annotation, molecular function: alpha-(1->3)-fucosyltransferase activity. The transcript has a single exon. The annotation marks the transcript as partial. The record is from RefSeq and is a predicted model, not a curated record. Lineage: Eukaryota; Metazoa; Placozoa; Uniplacotomia; Trichoplacea; Trichoplacidae. Gene Ontology annotation, cellular component: membrane.